This is a messenger RNA of Lycium barbarum (goji berry), 492 nucleotides long. RefSeq lists its product as uncharacterized. The transcript has 2 exons. NCBI's taxonomy places the organism in Eukaryota, Viridiplantae, Streptophyta, Magnoliopsida, Solanales, Solanaceae. The record is from RefSeq and is a predicted model, not a curated record. Bases 1 to 492 code for a protein of 163 amino acids.
AUGCCUCCCUACGAAGCCUUAUAUGGGAGAAAGUGUAGAACUCCUCUUUGUUGGAGUGAAGUUGGUGAAAGAAAAUUGGUUUGUCCUGAGAUUGUGCAACAAACUGAAGAUAAGGUUUCUCCAUGGAAGAAGAUUAUGAGGUUUGGACAAAAAGAAAAACUUAGUCCUCAAUUUAUUGGACCAUAUGAAGUACUUGAGAGAGCUGGUCCAGUUCCAUAUAAACUAGCUCUUCCACCGGAGUUAGAUAAAAUACACAAUGUCUUCCAUGUUUCUAUGCUUAGAAGGUAUCGCUCAGAUCCAUCUCAUGUUCUUCCUAUUGAAUCCAUUGAGGUCAGCCCUGACUUGACAUAUGAAGAAGAACCUAUCCAAAUCUUAGCGCAUGAGACAAAAGAGCUUAGAAACAAGAAAAUCCCAUUAGUAAAAGUCCUUUGGAGAAAUCAUUCUGGCAAAGAGGCUACCUGGGAGCGAGAAGAGGAUAUGCGAAUUCAAUAA